AAAAUAAGUGGCUUAUAGUUGGAGUUACGUGACAACUACUUGCGCGAUGACGAGGUACAGGAGUCAGCAAGCCCCAUACACAUGCACACAAUGCCGAAUAAAAAGAAAAGCGAUAAACAUAACGAAAGAGACAAACUUAUGGAAAUUGCAAACGAGGAAAAAGACACAUCAGAGAACGUAGCUGUCAUGCUGCUGCGAACUUAUGAAGGUAAAAUGUUGGGAGAGGACGACACUUCUCAACCCACCUCACGCACCGCCCCCAUUAUUCCUAUCGAGACUUCACGCAAAAAGAAAAAAAGAAGGAGGUCUCAAAUAUCAAUAUGCCUCACAAAUUGUCGCUACGAGUCCAUCCGCAAGGUGGCCAGUGCGUUUGGUAUGCGAGAAGUGUCCGAAGAAGACGCGUGGAACUUUUAUUGGACGGACAUGAGUGUCUCCGUUGAACGAGCCAAGGAGAUGAAACGAUUUCAGCGGAUUAAUCAUUUUCCUGGCAUGCUUGAGAUAUGCAGGAAGGAUCUCCUGGCACGGAACUUGAACAGAAUGCAGAAAAUAUAUCCAAAAGAAUACAAUUUUUUCCCCAAAACUUGGUGUCUACCUGCAGAUUUUGGCGAAGCACUUAACUACGCAAAAUCCCGCAAGAACAAAACGUUUAUAAUAAAGCCGGAAUGCGGCAGCCAGGGACGCGGCAUCUACCUUACCAAGUCAUUGAAGGAAAUCAAGCCCACUGACAAACUCAUUUGUCAAGUAUAUUUAUCGAAACCGUACCUAGUGGAUGGGUACAAGUUCGACAUACGAGUAUACACACUCAUAACAUCUUGUGAUCCUUUAAGGAUAUUUGUCUACAAUGAAGGAUUAGUCAGAUUCGCAACGAGUCGAUACGCUGACCCGAACGUUAACAACACCACAAACGUUUUCAUGCAUCUAACGAAUUACGCGCUCAACAAACACAGCCGAACUUAUGUCUACGAUUCUGAAGCUGGCAGCAAACGCAAGAUAUCGACUCUGAACAAGAUCCUGCUGUCGCAAGGCAUCGAUUUGGACCGACUGUGGCACUCCAUCGACCAGGUCAUCGUCAAGACCAUUAUCUCCGCGUGGCCUAUCCUCAAGCAUAGCUAUCACGCUUGUUUCCCAUCGCAUGAUAUGGUGCAUGCUUGCUUUGAAAUACUUGGAUUCGACAUACUUCUGGACCAUAAGCUUCAUCCUUAUAUUUUAGAAGUUAACCAUUCGCCAAGUUUCCACACUGACACGCAGCUCGACCGGGAUGUAAAAGAAUCGUUGCUAACUGACACUUUCACUAUGUUAAACAUUUGGCAAUGCGAUAAAAAACGCGUGCUAGAAGAAGAUCGCAAGCGCAUACGUGAUAGACUACUGCAAACUAACAACACAUUCUUCGGCUCAAAAUCUCCUCCGGCUCUUUCCACGGCUUUCAGCCUUUUACUCAGCGACAGAUUUGCAGAGUAUACUCCUGUAGAGGAAAAAGAGCCGGAGAAGAGUCCUUGGCAGAUGCAAAUACAGUGGGAGGAAACUCACCUUGGAAACUUUAGACGUGUUUACCCAGUUGGAGAACAGUAUGCGUCGCUGUUCCAACAGCCUUCAGGCUCGUUGUAUACAGCAACAGCUUCAUCACGUGCGCGCGGCGACUGCACGCGUUUACAAAGGGAAGAGUUCCAACAAACGAAAGCCAAAGCAGAAGCGCUUAAAAAACCGUCCCAAACUAUGGGGCCCAAGGUGUCCAAAGAAGAAAAGAAGGCGAGUGAAGAGACAAUAGCUACAGCAGUUACAUCCGCUACUGUAACUGCGACAGUCGAUAAAAAUGAGAAAGAAAAACUUAAGACAAACAAGGCCAAAGUUGAAAGGGAUAAACGCAAAGAGAAAGAAAAGGAAGACAGAGAACGGAAUAGGCUAACGGCAAAACCUUCAAUAGCGUUGCAAUCGCUACCCGAAAAGGAAAUAAAGCCACCUUAUGUGCUGUGCUCUUUCGAGCCAGAUCCCAUAGUGGAGAAGGAAGAACGGGAACGGGUCAACUUACUCGCUCAAAGGGACUUUCUUAUACGCAGCUACGGGAUGCUCGAGCAGAUCUACCUAGUUAUGAAAAAAAUGGGAACGCUUAGACCAGAAGAUGAACGCAAAUAUGGUGUCUACGGGCGCCUCGCAGUUGUUUCUAGCUCACCAAAGAAAGUGUGACGACAUAAGCAGAUAAAACGUAAAAUUAGAUGUAAGAAGUAACAUGCGCAACAAAUGGAAAAAUUAUAUGUGCAGUUUGCCAAAAAGAAGAUGACACACAAAGUUGAGCAUACUCGCAAACAUACUGAACAUCAGUUGGACGAUGAACUUCGCGUCGCCGUUGAGUGCCGAGACAUGGUGAUGUACCCGCACCAGGUAAACUUGGUGCGUAGACGUCGUUCGCUGCAACCGCGCGGCUUCUACACCAUGGUACACCACAACAGGUAGCAUUGUAAUUAUGAGUAACGUAGUGCCGUCAUGUGUUCAGGACGCUGUGCCUUCUACAUUAGUGUGAAAAUAUUAUCCCAAAUGUAGUUGUAACUUCGAACAUGUUCGAUUAUCGAUGUUAGUCGCCAUUUUUAUUAUAUUAGUGGCCCAUAUUACAAUGUUUAUAAAUAGAUUUCUUUUUUUUAUUGAUAUUCUUUUGUAUACCAUCUCAUUUUGGGAAACUAAAUUUUACAAAAAAAAAUGUUAUAUGGUAAAUUCUGGUGGAUAGAAA
Molecule: messenger RNA, 2719 nt
Organism: Hyposmocoma kahamanoa
Lineage: Eukaryota; Metazoa; Arthropoda; Insecta; Lepidoptera; Cosmopterigidae
Product: tubulin polyglutamylase TTLL13-like
Exons: 19
Coding region: 82-2181 (699 amino acids)
Biological process (GO): microtubule cytoskeleton organization; protein polyglutamylation
Cellular component (GO): cilium
Molecular function (GO): tubulin binding; tubulin-glutamic acid ligase activity
Source: RefSeq, a predicted model, not a curated record